Messenger RNA from Pimephales promelas (fathead minnow), 6823 nucleotides. It is a transcript of the gene abl2, whose product is annotated as ABL proto-oncogene 2, non-receptor tyrosine kinase. NCBI's taxonomy places the organism in Eukaryota, Metazoa, Chordata, Actinopteri, Cypriniformes, Leuciscidae. Gene Ontology annotation, molecular function: protein binding; ATP binding; non-membrane spanning protein tyrosine kinase activity. The record is from RefSeq and is a predicted model, not a curated record. Gene Ontology annotation, biological process: protein phosphorylation.
GCCACUGAUCCUGCGGUAAAGAUGGCGGCGGCGGAGGGGGCGCGCAGCGGCUGGAGCAGAACGGAACGACCCCAGACGGGUUCGUUUUAAGAGAAACGGUGCUGGGGGGCAGGAGAAUCCUACAUUCCCGCUUAACAGAGCCGCUUAUCCGGUUUAGUAGAAUUGAACGCUUAGACAGAGUGUUGUUGGGUGUUAGGUGUUGGGUGGGUUCUAUCGCUCUCUCCCAUACACACACACACACACACAUAGAUUGCUAACUAGCUAAGCUAACAGAGCUCGGUCCGGUCCGGUAGAGGAGAGGAGAGGGAAGAGGAGGGGUGACCAAGAAAGGGAAGACAAUCAUCUCUUGAAGAACAGGCCGUCGUCCCGCGGUUCGUUCGUUCGUUGUGGGAUGUGAGCGGUCCAAACGGACGGCGGGUCUUUCCACAGAUCUGUGUUAUUUUCCCACCCAGAACACUCGCAGGAUGGGACAACAGGUAGGCCGCGUGGGAGAAGGGGCUUCCGCUGGGAUUCAGACCCCACCGCAGGGGCAACAGCAGCCGAGCAGAUCGAACCGGGCCAGCAGCUCCGGGAGGAGACCCCGAGACAGCAACAUCACAGGGACGCCACCGGGCAGAACUGCCGCCGCUGCAGCGAACAUCAUGCCGGAUCCAGGGAUCAAUGUUUUCACCCUGCACUCAGAGGCCCUGCACAGGCCGUUUGGACUGGACUCGACGGCACUGACUGAAGCGGUGCGCUGGAGCUCCAAGGAGAAUCUGUUGGGCGCUGCAGAGAGUGACCCGAACCUCUUCGUUGCUCUUUACGACUUUGUUGCCAGUGGUGACAACACGCUGAGCAUCACGAAAGGAGAGAAGCUGCGAGUGUUGGGGUACAACCAAAAUGGAGAGUGGAGUGAGGUCCGUUCGAAGAACGGCCAGGGUUGGGUACCCAGUAACUACAUCACCCCCGUGAACAGUCUGGAGAAGCACAGCUGGUAUCAUGGGCCCGUGUCCCGCAGCGCCGCUGAGUACCUGCUCAGCAGCCUGAUCAACGGCAGCUUCCUGGUGAGGGAGAGCGAGAGCAGUCCUGGCCAGCUCUCCAUCUCGCUUCGCUACGAGGGACGGGUCUAUCACUACCGGAUCAACACCGCCUCUGACGGAAAGGUCUACGUAACAGCUGAGAGUCGUUUUAGCACGUUAGCUGAGCUGGUUCAUCAUCAUUCCACAGUGGCGGAUGGUCUGGUGACCACUCUACACUAUCCCGCUCCAAAAUGCAACAAGCCAACCGUCUACGGCGUCUCUCCCAUCCACGACAAGUGGGAGAUGGAGCGCACCGACAUCACAAUGAAACACAAAUUGGGUGGUGGCCAAUACGGAGAGGUGUACGUCGGUGUUUGGAAAAAGUACAACCUCACUGUAGCUGUAAAAACACUAAAGGAGGACACCAUGGAAGUUGAGGAGUUUUUGAAGGAGGCUUCAGUCAUGAAGGAAGUGAAACAUCCAAAUCUAGUACAGUUACUGGGUGUGUGUACACUGGAGCCUCCAUUCUACAUAGUGACGGAGUACAUGCCCCACGGGAACCUGCUGGACUACCUGCGUGAGUGUGACAGAGAACAGGUGAACGCUGUGGUGCUGCUCUACAUGGCCACUCAGAUCUCCUCCGCCAUGGAGUAUCUGGAGAAGAAGAACUUCAUCCACAGGGACUUGGCAGCUCGUAAUUGUCUGGUUGGAGAGAAUCACGUGGUCAAGGUGGCCGAUUUCGGACUGAGCCGUCUGAUGACAGGCGACACUUACACUGCUCAUGCAGGUGCCAAAUUCCCCAUCAAAUGGACAGCACCAGAGAGUCUGGCCUACAACACUUUCUCCAUCAAAUCAGAUGUGUGGGCAUUUGGAGUUUUGCUUUGGGAGAUUGCGACGUACGGCAUGUCUCCAUACCCAGGAAUCGACCUGUCUCAGGUGUACGACCUGCUGGAGAAGGGCUACCGCAUGGAGCAGCCCGAGGGCUGUCCCCCUAAAGUUUACGAGCUCAUGAGAGCCUGUUGGCAGUGGAGUCCACUGGAUAGACCCUCAUUUGCUGAGAUUCACCAGGCUUUUGAGACCAUGUUCCAUGACUCAAGCAUCUCAGAAGAGGUAGCCGAAGAACUGUGUAAAACCGCAUCUGGUGGGCAAUGUGGGCUCGCACACGCCUUCGGCCACGAUAUGCCACUCUUGCCCUCAAAGUCUCGUUGCCCGAAGAAACACUCUGAGAACAAAGAGAAUAUGGAAGACGCAGGACCCCAUGGCCCUGCAGGUCUUGCAGCAUCCCUUUUUGUCGGUGAUGGACGCUUCAGCAGCUCUCCGGCCCUUCCACGCAAACAGAGGGAUAAGUCUCCCUCUAGCCUGCUGGAGGACUCCCAGGACACCACCUUCACCCGUGACCGCAAAGCUGGCUUCUUCAGUUCUUUCAUGAAGAAGAAGUCCAUGUCCUCAUCUUCUACUUCAUCCUCACCUCAGCAGCAGCAGAAUCUCCCAAUGCCACCCAAGAGGAGCAGCUCUUUCCGGGAGAUGGAGACCCAGCCCCAUAAAAAGUAUGAGCCCACGGCUGGGUUUGCAGGCCCUCCUCCUUUGCCCCAAUCUGAUGGGUUGAGUUUCUCUCCAUCUCAUGGUGAGGGGAACCACGUGCAGUCCCGCUGUUGCGGGGCCGCGUUCGGGCAGAAGCCCUCGUGUUCGAACUCUGGAGCGACCUCUGGUCAAGUGGGAGGCAGCAGUAGCUGGGGAAGCCUAGCGGGCUUCUUCACCCCUCGCCUUAUCAAAAAGACCUUGGGAUUGCGGACUGGUAAGCCUUCUGGGAUAGACGAAGGGAGUGGAACCAAGCCGUUCCCUCGUUCCAAUUCAACUUCCUCUAUGUCUGCUGGGUUGCCAGACUUAGAGCGCAUGGCAUUGACAUUACCAAGAAACCGUAGCAAACCCCCACUAGAGCGCACAGCUUCCACCACCUCACAGCCAGAAAACGGGGCAGCGCGACCUUCGGACGCAAUCCUGAGGAAGCUUGACGAAGGUACGGCUCAGAUACGGGAUCGUCCCAAAGCCAAACUCUUGCCACGAGGGGUGGCAGGUGGAGUUAGGGCACCAGGUGUAGGGGGAGAGACGGAUUCGGACUCCAAUGCACGGGGGAAAGAUGGGCAAGACGACAGGCAAGGUUGGUCGUCUCCAUCGAAAACCUCCACUCUUGGUUCAGUCAAUCUGCACAACCACAAAGUCCCGGUUCUGAUCUCUCCGACCCUAAAGCACAGCUCGGCCGACGGCCUAGUUGGCGUGGACUCUCAGGGCAACCGCUUCAAACUGCUGUCUGACAGUGGGGAUCGUGACCGACCACGACUGGUAAAGCCGAAAUGUGCACCUCCUCCACCGCCCAUGCUCCGCUCCCUCCAACACACCUACAGUGCCGAUGCAGCCGACGAAGCAGUCAGUGGGAACGUGGAGGUCAAUGGUGAUGGCCUCAAAAGGUCAGGGAGAGAAGCCAGAGGGGCGCGUCCAUCCAUACCACCACCGCAAGUGCCUCCAGCUCACACAGUCCCCACUAGCAACACCCAGACUAAGUUGGCCAAUGGUUCUUCCAGUGGCGGACCUGGCCCUACUUCUGCUAAACCCACCCUUAGAAGGACUCGGCAGCAGACAGAACGGAUCCCCCUGGAGAAGAUCAGCAAGGAGGCUCUUUUGGAAUGUGCUGAAUGCUUGAGUAGCGCUCUUCAAGGCAACAGUGAGCUUUCUUCCAGCAGCCAGGUGUUGGAUGUGGGACACCAACUUUUGGACUACUGCUCGGGGUAUGUCGACUGCAUCCCACAGACGCGUAAUAAGUUUGCCUUUCGCGAGGCUGUGGGUAAACUGGAGUUGAGUCUACAGGAGCUGCGUGCUUCCUCUGCGGGACUAGGGGCACCUGGGACCAGCCCGGCUCUUGACAACUUGCACACGUGCAUUAAAGAGAUCAGUGAUGUAGUGCAAAGGUAGCCACUGUGUCUGCUACACCUUCCAAAACUCCUCCUCCUGUACCCCUUGAAACUUUUUUUGCCCCAGAAUCAAUCUAGUUUUAUUUAAAUUUUGGGGGACAGAGAUUAUUCUCAAAAAAGUACCUCAGAAAAUGAAUACAAACAUACACACACUCUCUCUCUCUCUAUCUUUAUUGUUUACAGGUAACUUUCUCAUUGAAAUUGCCAGUUGGGAACAGAGUUCUUUGUAUAUAAGCUUUUUGUCAAUACCAGAAUACACAUGGUUUUGAUUUUGACAAAUUAACUUUGUAAUUAAUAUUUACAGCUUUAUCUUGGUAUGACACAAACGGACAGGGGUUGCACAGGUUAAGGUGAGCCGACUACACGCUGACUGGUCCACUUUUGUAUUUAGAUCAACUUUUUUGGUUCUUUAAUUUGCAUUUGAUUCACAGUAACUGGAUAUUGCAUCAGAAUGUCAGUGCAAACUUGGAAAUGCCAUUUAAAACGUGAAUCAAUUUUGCUUCUUCAGAACAUAAAGUAGUAAUGAAUGUGGAUUGCGAACACAGACAAGCUCUAUACACAUUUGUUCUGUCUCAUUUUACACACUUACAUACUGUCAUUUUUAAUUUGUCCCCAUUUGUUAAACACUACAGCAUCUGAUGACCAUUGAUGAUUUUGUAAUUAGCCUUUAUUUCUAUAUGGUCCAUGCAUUGUAGUUAGUAGUGGUUUGCUGUGGCAUAGUUGAAAUGGUGUUGGAUCUGUCACCACAUGGAUCAUGUUUGGCCUUUUAUAUCUGUGGCCUUUAGAUAAUUCCCCCAUUAGCAAGAUGGCACAGAACUGCAUUCUAUAUUCUACAUUUUAUAGAUUUGCAAUGGGGAAAUUAUUUGAUGUGUGGAUAGUCUGGAUUUAUUUUAUGAUGACUACGUCAUAUUGCCAAAACAGAAGCAGCAACACUACAAAUACAAGUAUUGCCAAGUCUUUUAACACAAACUGCAUUUUCUUUAGCACAUUGAUUUGUAAUUUUAUUUCCAUUUCACUUUAGAAUGUCGCCAUUUGUAAACUUGAAUUUUAAGUUAUUUUCUAUUAAAAGCACAGGCAUUUUUAUGAUAUUGUAGAUAUUGCUUAUUAUUUUAUACCCACAAACAGGCGUGAAAGGUCAUACUGACUUGUGUCCUUGUGGUGAGGUUUUGGUGUGAGGGUCUCGGUCUCCAUCUGUGCAUCUACAUUAUGAAUGUAUUCAUUUGUUAGAAACAGGAAUGUUGUGUGUGUGUGUGUGUGUGUGUUGCAUAGUCUCCCUUCACAUCAUUUAAAAGAAGCAUUUUCUUCAGGACACAAACGGUUUCAUGUGAGUCUGUAUACAUGAAAUGAUAGAUUUAUAUUAGAAUUUGCAUAAAUGAGAUUUUUGUGGGUACCCUGCAAUGUCAUAAAUAAAAUGUAAUGAAGCUGAUUUGUACCGAUUACACUGGAGCACACUUUUAAAAUAUAAAUGUUAAUUGCCUUGCCAUAAUUCAUCAUCUGGUGUAUGUAAUAUAGAUGAGAUUGUUUUGCCAUGACAUUUCAGUUCCUCUGCAGCAGAAAUACAUACCGGUUGUUUGUUCAGAACAGUUUUUGUUACUCUAGAUCACAGCAUAAUUUGCCUACACUAACUCUGCUUGUUUUGCCAUUUUUUUCCCUGCCAUGCUGGGCAAUGUUUCCUGAUAUUACAUGGUGCCUUUUGUGAGAGAUUUAAUGUUUUGUGCACUGCAAGGUCAUGUUAAAGAUAUGUUUAUGUAAAUAUAUUUUGCUCUCAAAUAUUCAAAAUCAACUUUAAGGUGGCAAAUGGAAAUUUUGAAGCCUUUAUUAUCAUUCGAGCUACCUUGCUUAGACGAUGUGAGGUGUCCAACUUGAAUAGGAAAAAGUGCAAUGAUCUGUCCUUUAAUAAGAAAAAGAUGGUGCUUGAAGUCUGGUCUUAUGUUACUGAGAGAGCUCAUCAAUUUCUUUUGCUUUGUCAGGAAUGCCUCUCUUGUAAUCACAGAAAAUAUUUUUCAUGUGUGAUUUAGCAGUUCUCUUUCAAACACAUGCAGGUUGUCUAUUCCAUUUAUUAUGUCUGAAAAUGUUUCAUUACCAAACAACUGAGGGGGGAAAAGAGUGACUGUUUCGUAUGUCUGUUUUACACGAUUGUCAGGGAGCGUUUUGCCUUUUAAACAUUUUAAAGUAAAACAGCUGGUUGUUUUUCUUUCAUUGCCACUUAUCACCGCAAUUUGUAUUUUAACUUUUUUUUCCCCAUUGCUAUAAUCAGUCAAUUUUAUUUUAGUAAAUUGCCAAACCUCUGAAAGUUUGUACAUUAAAUAAUAUUUGAUUGUAUCAUGUAUUUAGGAACAAUUCAGAGAGAACUAUCUUGUCCCAAUAGUUUAUGCUUUAUGAGCCACACACCCGUUUGUCUCACAAAUAUAAUCAUCAGAAUUGAAUUUUUUUUCAGUUUAAUUUUAAUUACCCAAGAUUGUGCAUUUUUUUUUUUAUUUUACAUUUUUGUUUGUCACUUUUAUUUAUUUUUGGUUUAUUUAUUGAGCUACUUUUUAUGUUGAAUCCUGGAACUCGCAUUCUUUGGAGACAUUUUGUAAGGUCAGAUUUUAAGUGCUGAAGAAAUUUAUAUACCAAAGGCCACCUCUCUAGUCCUUCAAGUGCAAUGAAAAUAAAACACUCUUAAUUUUGAAUAUGUGAAUUUAACAGGGAUUAAUAAGGCAGAGGUUGACAGAUCAACAGUAUUUUUUUCUGUUUUGUAAAAAGUAUAUUUUGUGUGAUUCUAAUUUAAAGCUCACUUUUAAUAGUAUAUUACUGUGAAGUCCUUCCUCAGUGUUACACUUGAUGUAAAUAAUGAAUAAAGAAACUGUUGAAACAUUG